This is a messenger RNA of Aspergillus vadensis CBS 113365, 1041 nucleotides long. Its product is annotated as nucleoside triphosphates FAP7. The record is from RefSeq and is a predicted model, not a curated record. NCBI's taxonomy places the organism in Eukaryota, Fungi, Ascomycota, Eurotiomycetes, Eurotiales, Aspergillaceae. Gene Ontology annotation, molecular function: ATP hydrolysis activity; ATP binding; AMP kinase activity. Gene Ontology annotation, cellular component: nucleus; cytoplasm. The transcript is spliced from 3 exons. Bases 76 to 597 code for a protein of 173 amino acids.
GUUGAAACUUUAUCGGCCUUUAUCGGGCAAAUUGAAAGAAAUACUCAUUCACGUCGCACAUUUUAAUGAGGCAUAAUGCGGACAUCUCCAAAUGUGAUAAUAACAGGCACGCCCGGCGUAGGAAAAACCGUCCAUUGCGAACAAUUGGCCGAGGAGACAGGUCUGCGGCAUCUUUCAAUCAACCAUGUCGCAAAAGAGCGAGACUGCUACGAGACAUAUGACCACGAGUUACAAACCUGGGUUGUGGAUGAGGACAAACUCCUGGACGCUAUCGAGGAUCAAGUCCUUCAAGGUGGCUAUUUAAUCGACUGGCAUGCAUGCGAUCUAUUUCCCAAGUCAUGGAUUGAUUUGGUCGUUGUAUUACGCUGCUCAUCUACUGCUGUUCAUUAUGAUCGUCUCGCAUCAAGGGGAUACAAUGAAACGAAGCUGCAGGAAAAUUUAGAUGCCGAGAUAUUUGGUGUUUUGCUUGACGAAGCUCGAGAAGCCUUCGACGAGGAAUUAGUGGUUGAAUUGAAUAGUGAGAGGGAUGAUGAUGUAGAGUCCAAUUGCGCAAGGAUUUCUAGCUGGGUACAAUCUUGGAAAAAUGACCGAGCCUGAGAUCUCGAUUAACCUACGGCAAUCCGGGGGAGGGGGCGGCCGAAACCGACACCAAUUCGCACCGUGAAUCUUGCAAUUUAUAUCAAUGACGUCUGUCGGCCAGCCAAUCUUGCAACUUGACCAGGGCUUUAUAUCUGUGUGAGAUGAGGUUCUGCUCCGUUGUUAGUGGCUGGUUGAAGAAACUGAUGGGACAAAUCCAUUACCUUCUCCUCUUUGUCCAUUUCAGCGUAAGUCUUGCCGCGAUACUCGAAAAUCGGAUCCCAGCCUGGAAAGAGCUAGUGAGCAUUGAUUUUUGUAACCAAUAGUCGCCUGUACAUACCAAAAUUCGCAGGACCUCUUGGUCUCACAAUAGCUCCCUUGCGAUGCGUCAGCUUCUGACAGGGUAGGUGGAGUUCGCACUCAAUCCUACCUCAGUUCUACCCUGGAAUAAGAUUGGAUCCGAAC